Molecule: messenger RNA, 1512 nt
Organism: Hypoxylon trugodes
Lineage: Eukaryota; Fungi; Ascomycota; Sordariomycetes; Xylariales; Hypoxylaceae
Exons: 2
Coding region: 1-1512 (503 amino acids)
Source: RefSeq, a predicted model, not a curated record
AUGGCCAUUUUACAGGCCUCUCCUAACUUUGUGAAAAUUAUCGUCUGUUGCGACGGUACAGGAAGCUCUGGAGUUGAGGAGAACGACCACGACAAGACUAACGUUUGGCGAAUCCGACAAGGCAUAAAGGACAUAGAUAGCAACGGCAAUCAGCAACGAGCAUGGUACUUCCCUGGAAUCGGUACGGAUCGAAAAUCCUCCUCUCCGCUUCAGAUAAGAGACCGAUGGGACCAAGCUUUUGGGACAGGACUCGACGAAAAGAUCAGAGAAGCAUAUAAAUUCAUCUGCUACAAUUACAAGAGCAGGAGGGACCAGAUCAUGCUCAUCGGAUACUCCAGGGGGGCUUUCACUGUAAGGUGUCUCGCCGAUCUCAUCACUAACGUUGGACUCCUUACCGACCAGGGAUUUCACCGUUUCGCUGAGGUUUACGACCUUUGGAAGAAAAAAAGCGAGAAAGCAUUGUGUGGUCUCUGCGACGAGCUAGCAAAGUUGUAUUACAUUCACCGCAAUGUCCGCAUCCAAGUCUGCGGUGUUUGGGACACAGUCGCUUCUAUAGGUGCUCCGUUGCCGAGCAUAUUAGGAAUACUACCGCCCAGCCCAAAUUUUAUCCACUCCGACCUGAACCCCAAGAUUGUCAAAGCAUUCCAGGGCCUCGCGAUUCACGAGCAUCGCCACAACUUCCGACCUAUCGUUUGGAAAUGUGUUAACGACGAAUUGAAAAGUUCCUCCCUAGAACAGUGUUGGUUCGCUGGGUAUCAUGCCGACGUAGGAGGGGGUAGAAAAGAUGAAGCCCUUGCGCAUAUUUCCCUGGCGUGGAUGAUUCAUAAACUAGAUAAAGCAGGCGUUGAAUUUAAAGAUACAAUAUUUCAACAUCCUCCGUCCUAUCGAGGAUGGACAUUGGGAAAUCCUGAACCUCAAGACGAGGAUCUAACGCGUCAAGGCGGUGAUCCAUCAUGUGAAGACGAAGACUCAACGCAUCAAAGAAGAGCGUCCGCGCAUCGGAUCAGAGACUCGAUGACUCGUCGCUUUUGGUUUCACGGAUCGUGGAUUCGAAAGCCACGGAUACAAUUUUGGACUCCAAACAAGCAUUUGGAAAUGGUCAAUCCUCCCGAAGAUGCAGUUUCCAACGAAGGCAUCCACCCCAGUGUAGAGUUUUUUCGCGACAUGCGAGGCUUAUCACUCGGAGGCAUUACCCGUGACAGACCUGCUAGCCCGGAUCGCAAUUUAAAUAGCGAGUAUGUCUGGUCUUUCCCAUUUGCAGGACGCAUACUCCCGGGAAAUGACACUAUGUACCGGGAGCACAAUGGGAGUACAACCUAUAGCGUAAAGGAGGCGCGCCUAAGCCCAUUUGAAAUGAGUCUUCUCGCGAACUGGGCACGGAAAGAUCUCUCUGGAUACGGAAGAACAAGUCUCGCGGAGCCAGGUGCCCCCCGGCCCGGAACACUGCUUCCCAUGAUUUUGGGGUGGCUACAACGUCAGGAAUUGAGCAUUGUAGCAGAUAUUGCGCUAUGA